AUGACUGACUGGAGUUUCUUAAGCAAACUCCUUAAAAAGGUCCAAGGCCACUCCAAUUCUGGAGGGAAGGUGUGGUUGUCUGUUCUCUUCAUUUUUCGAAUCCUGAUACUGAAGACAGCAAUUGAGUCAGUUUGGAAUGAUGAGCAGUCUGCCUUUAGUUGUAACACCCAACAACCUGGUUGUCAAAACGUCUGCUACGACAAGUCUUUCCCAAUCUCUCAUGUGCGCUUCUGGGUCCUGCAGAUCAUAUUUGUGUCCACACCCCCACUUUUGUACCUGGCUCAUGUGAUCUAUGUGAUGCACAAAGAAGAGAAACCGAACAAGCAAGUUGACGAAACUGAUGAGUACAAGGUAGAAAUGCAGAAGAAGGAUAUUGAAAUAGAGGUCAAGUGUGUCAUUAAGGAGAAUGAUCAAUUGAAAAGGGAAGGAAAUCUGAAGAUCACCUACAUCAUCAGUAUCUUCUUCAAGUGUGUCUUUGAGGUGGCCUUUUUACUGAUCCAGUGGUACAUCUAUGGAUUCAGCUUGAGUGCUGUCUACACUUGCAGAAGAGAUCCCUGCCCACAUCAAGUGGACUGCUUCCUCUCUCGCCCCACAGAGAAAACCAUCUUCAUUAUCUUCAUGCUGGUGGUGUCCUUGGUGUCUCUUGCCUUAAAUAUCAUUGAACUAUUCUGUUUCUACUUCGACAGGCCCUCAACAUAUUCCCAGUUGAAUAAAUGCUGCUCACCAACUCCUCCCCAGUCACCUACAUCUCCUCCAGUGGAAAAGGCAGUUGCUGGUGACAGAAACAAUUUUUCAUACCCCAUUUGUAACAAGCAAGCAAGUGGACAAAACAAGGCUAAUGAUAGCACAGAACAAAACCCAAUGGGGCAGGCAGGAAGCACCAUCUUUAACUCCCACAACCAGACUUUUUAUUUCCCCAAUGACAACUCGAAUUUUAAAGAAAUCAUUGCUGGACAUGACCCACAGCCACCAACCAGAGUGGACCAGGAACCUUCAAGCAGAGCCAGCGGCCAAGUUAGCAGCCGACCUUGGCCUAGUGGCUUGAAGGUCUAG
Messenger RNA from Marmota flaviventris (yellow-bellied marmot), 1053 nucleotides. Its product is annotated as gap junction alpha-1 protein-like. Gene Ontology annotation, biological process: heart development; cell-cell signaling; cell communication by electrical coupling. NCBI's taxonomy places the organism in Eukaryota, Metazoa, Chordata, Mammalia, Rodentia, Sciuridae. Gene Ontology annotation, molecular function: gap junction channel activity. The record is from RefSeq and is a predicted model, not a curated record. Gene Ontology annotation, cellular component: connexin complex.